AUGCGUGCUUUGGGGAGGACUCCUGCUUUGACCUUGUUGAUUUCUAUCCAUAUUUUGAUGUCUGUUACCACUACAGUGUCUGUACAGAUGGGUACAAAUGCUCUUCUCUGCUGCCCUUCUAUUCCACUGACAAAAGCAGUAUUAAUAAUAUGGUUAAUAAGACCCAAGGGCCAGCUUUCCUGCAUAAUGUACUACAUAGUAGAAAUAAGGGAGACCGAUGAAACCAACUGUAGGAACAAGAGCAUCGACUGGACCUUCACACCUGACCACAGUUCUGACCUCCAGAUCAGUGCAGUGGCCCUCCAGCAUGAAGGGAAUUACUCAUGUGAAAUAACAACACCUCAAGGGAAUUUCCUAAAAGGCUAUGACCUCCAAGUGCUGGUGCCCCCUGAAGUAACCCACUUUCCAGGGAAAAAUAGAACUGCAGUUUGUGAGGCAAUUGCAGGCAAGCCUGCUGCACAGAUCUCUUGGACUCCAGAUGGGGAUUGUGUCACUGAGAAUGAAUCACACAGCAAUGGCACUGUGACUGUCAGGAGCACAUGCCACUGGGAGCAGAACAAUGUGUCUGCUGUGUCCUGCUGGGUCUCUCAUUUGACUGGUAACCAGACUCUGUUCAUAGAACUGAAUCAAGGUACCAUCAGCACUGCAGCUUCCUUGCUUACCAUUCUGUAUGUGAAAAUGGCCCUUUUGGGGAUUAUUCUUCUCAUCGUAGGAUUUACUUUCUUCCAGAAGAGACAUUACACUAGGUAG
Messenger RNA from Arvicanthis niloticus (Nile rat), 750 nucleotides. Its product is annotated as cell surface glycoprotein CD200 receptor 2-like. The record is from RefSeq and is a predicted model, not a curated record. Gene Ontology annotation, cellular component: external side of plasma membrane. NCBI's taxonomy places the organism in Eukaryota, Metazoa, Chordata, Mammalia, Rodentia, Muridae. Gene Ontology annotation, molecular function: signaling receptor activity. Gene Ontology annotation, biological process: regulation of neuroinflammatory response.